ACAACAGGAAGAGACGAGACAAACAUUGAUAUAUCCUUUACGUUUAGUCGCAAGAAUUUCUAUUGUAAAAGCCGAAAAAGCUCGAACCGUUAAAGAUCUUUUAAUUCGAAUAGCACAAUCUGAACAGUUGCGUGGAAAAAUAAGUGAGUCGCAAUUAAUCGACCAACAGCAAAAGCCAGAGAAAAAG
Dentiscutata heterogama is the source of this 187-nucleotide messenger RNA. Lineage: Eukaryota; Fungi; Glomeromycota; Glomeromycetes; Diversisporales; Gigasporaceae. The record is from the annotation of a GenBank genome assembly.